GAUAAUUUUUUAUUUGGGCAGGAAAUAAAAAUAUACUUUAAUAAUGCAUAUGACUGUGUUCUGUAGACUCAAUACAUUGUAGCUAUAGCUCAGUGUCCUAGCUGAAAUGAUUCGUUGGCCAUACUGCGACCUUGUGGUCAUAUUCUAUAUUGCUUCUAGGAGUGCUAUCACUGGACAUGCACAAUAUUCAGUGAGUGUGGAGAGACCAUGUCCAAUGGAAACAGUCACUUUCACCUGCACUGCUCCUGGAGAUUCCUUGAGAUGGAUACCAUCAGAUGCGGAUCGCAUCACUAUCCGUCCUACAACCUCUGGUCUCAAUGUAGCCAAUGUUGUAUCAGGUUACACUGUAACACUGAUUGCAUUCAACGACACUACUUUAACGUCUACUCUGUCAAGAACAGCAGAGAAUGGGAUCAAUGUGUCCUGUGUGGACCCACUGCCUACUCUAACCACUAUAGGAUCUUCGACGAUCCAAUUGGUUGAUCCACCAGGAUUACCUUCUAUCCUAAGACACUCCGUUUCAAGCAGCUCAGCCAAUGAAGUUAGUGUAUCCGUACAGUGGGAUUCUCCUACUGAGACUGGUAGUAGAGAUAACCCCACCUACACAGUGACUAUCUCACCUCCGGCCCAGCUCUCUGCUACUGUCCUCACAUCCACUUCUGUCACUGGGACUGCUCAAUACAAUGUGGACUACACUGUCAGUGUUGUGGCUACCAACUGUGCUGGGAACAGUACAACAGCUGGGUGCAGGUUUAGGAUUGGUGGCUGUCCUGUGUUGACCAACCCCAUGAACGGAGCCUUUGGACCAGUCUCCAGCAGUUUGCCAGGAUCCAUGGUAACCAUCCAGUGUGACACUGGGUAUGUAUCUCCUGUUACAAUGGUGACAUGUGAGGGCAGCACAUUGAUAUGGAAUCCAGACCCUGAGGCUAUUGCGUGUACACCACUUACUCUAUCUUAUCCCACAACUACUCCUCCAAUAAACUGCACAGCUCAACUAUCCCCACUACAUAAUGGCACCAUCAGUGAUCAUUCAGUACCAGCUAUUCCUGGUACACAAGUGACUUUCCAGUGUGACGGUGGACUGUUCCCUGAGGGAAUAAUGACUGUCACCUGUCUAGCUACAGGAGAGUGGGACAGGAACACGGGGGAGAUUGUCUGCAGAAAUGAACCCAGUGUGGCAGUAACACGUGGGAACGUUGCUGCUGUAGCUGGAGGUGUUAUUGGUGGUAUAGUAGCCCUGUUACUCAUCAUUUUAGGAGCAAUAGUUCUGUUGAUAGUUCUCAGACGAAUGGGAAAAGAGAGCAUAAGACUCAAAUCAAAUGACAGUAUGGAUACAUUUAAUUACCAGCCUCCAGUAGCAGACGAAGAAGAUUACAGUAGGAUUACUCAUGAUUUGAACCCUGCUUCAUUAACCUACGAUGAGGUUACCAUCAACAGUGAAAAGAAAAUAGGUGUCAAUGCAGAGGGAUACAGUGUAAUGAACAGUGGACAGAGCACUCAGAGGCUACCUGGCUAUGGGCAGCUGGGUAAUGUGGCCACAUUGGAGCCAGUCGUCUAUGCUGUCCUUAGCUCCAGCCAGAAAAACAACACGACUAGUACUGCCGCAGUAAACCAACAUCAGGUGACCUACGCUACUGUGGAUGUUGAUGCCACUAAGAAACAAUCAGCCAAGGCAGCCAACCUCCCAGCCAGCCCAACAGUGUACUCUCACCAACAAACAUACUCAGCCCCGGAAGAUGUGGACAAGCUCCUGGACAUUGACCAGGCCUUGGUGCAGAUCCGGUCAAUGAAGCACAAGUGGAGGGAGCUUGCUGAGAGUGUGAGGCUGCCAGAGACAAUGAUUGAACAGAUUGAGGAGUCAUGUUGCAAUGACAGUGCUGGUUGUUUAACGGAGGUGAUUAACCAAUGGAGUUGCUCUGAACAACCAAUAACCUGGAGGGAGCUGGCUGAUCAUCUCAGUAAGAUCGGAGAAGAGCAACUGUCAAAGGAUCUCAUGACUAUUCACGGGACUAGUUGUCUCCCUGUGGAGUUGAACUCUUGCUUGGCAACACCAAAUACUUCGUAUAAGUACGACAAAACCCCACUCCUCCCCUCUAAAUCCCCCACAGUGACAGAUGACAGUCCGGGACUACUAAAUACACUCACACCCUCACGCCCUCCUAAAUCAACUGGUGAGAUGGUUCCACCCCGCCCCCCUAAACCAGCCCCUAACAACGAACCCCCGGCACUUCCACACCCCAUGAAGCAAUACGCCAAGCACUAGGUGUGUGGUACAGAAUACAACAAUUCUUUUAGCACAAGAAUCAACUCAACACAUGACUUCAAUUUUAUUCUGUGUUUGUUUAUCCCCGUAGUUUAGUCACAAUUACUUAAUUUUCAUGCAGCUUACAUGUUAAAAAAGUUUAUCAUUCAAGUUAGGUAUUCAUUUGGUGUUGUCUCAAAUAUUAUUACUUUUAUCCAUGAA
Halichondria panicea is the source of this 2464-nucleotide messenger RNA. RefSeq lists its product as uncharacterized. Gene Ontology annotation, biological process: signal transduction. The transcript has 16 exons. Gene Ontology annotation, molecular function: protein binding. The record is from RefSeq and is a predicted model, not a curated record. Lineage: Eukaryota; Metazoa; Porifera; Demospongiae; Suberitida; Halichondriidae. The coding region runs from base 107 to 2263 and encodes 718 amino acids.